AAUGAUUAUACUAUUUAUUUCAAUUUCAACUCAAUACUCUAUUUUUCAACUCUAAUACAUAUUUGGAGGAGAUCCUCUGUUUUUUCCUUCAUCCUCUAUAUUUAAAGGAUCAAAGUUCAUUCUUUCAAAUGGAAGAGAAUUUUAGAAAAUAGGUUGAAGAACAUUUUUCCUCCAAAAUAAAGAAAUAGAGUAUGAAUUGGAAAUGCUCCAAACAAUUUUCAUAUCCAACUUCUUAAAAACCCCUGUUCCCUCUCUGAUCUCACAAUUCUCAUAUCCACAUCUUCACAAGAGAGAAUCCCAAAUCAUCAAUCAAUACUUUUAAAAAAGGUUUUCCUUCUUUCCGCCGUCAGAUCCAGUCGGAUCCAUUUUCUCAUCACGCAGAUGACACAGCGUCAUUUCCUCCCCGAGAAUCCGUGCCUCCUAGUAAGCUUACUCUCCGGACUCAUCGGCGGCGUGUUCCUCGUCUUCAUUUUCACCCGAGCCGCCGACAGCCCGCUUUUCCAAACCCAUGCUGCCGCCGCCACCACAUCCCCACUCCAAACCACGCCGAUCCAACUCAGAGCCAUACUCCACUACGCCACCUCCACCGUGGUCCCUCAGCAAACCAUCGACGAAAUCACCAUCUCCUUCGACGUCCUCCGAUCACUCUCCCCUUGCAACUUCCUCGUCUUCGGCCUCGGCCACGACUCCCUCAUGUGGGCCUCCCUCAAUCCACGUGGCAACACCUUAUUCCUCGAGGAAACCCCCGAGUGGGUCCAGACUACUUUAAAAAUCGUACCUGACCUGAACGCCCACGCCGUCAACUACACCACCAAACUGUACGAAUCGGACGAUCUCCUCUCAUCGUACAAAUCCGAACCGGACUGCUUCCCGCCGGAUAAGGCGUACUUGAAGAACAACGAGAGGUGCAGGUUAGCGCUGAAUAUGUUACCAGACGAGGUGUACGAUAAGGAGUGGGACCUGAUCAUGAUCGACGCGCCGAGGGGGUAUUUCGACGAGGCGCCGGGGAGGAUGGCGGCGAUAUACUCGGCGGCGGUGAUGGCGAGGAAAAGGAAGGGAUCGGGUGUGACGCAUGUGUUUUUGCACGACGUGGAUCGGAAGGUGGAGAAGGCGUAUGCGGAGGAGUUUCUGUGUAGGAAUUAUUUGGUCAAAGGCGUUGGGAGGCUCUGGCACUUCGAGAUACCGCCCGCUGCUAAAGUGACCGAGGAGGGGAGUGAGAGUGCUGGAUUUUGCUAACGUAAUCUUAUAUAUCUGCCAUAUUAAUUAGAAAAAUGAUUUUGUCAUUUUUUUUUUGUUAACGCUAAAAUAUACUUACAAAAAAAUAGCGUUAACAUAAUAAAAAAAAAAAACAAAAUCAGCAGCCAUUAACUACUCCUAGUAAUAUACAGUAAUUUUCAAGCUUUUUAAGACACAAUGUAAUAAAUGGUCUGACACAAUGUAAGACACAUUGCAUAGGUGUUUUUUUCUUCUCCUCCCCCUUUCCUUGUUUUUAUGUUUUAAGAAACUAAAUGAAUUUCUAAA
Messenger RNA from Rhododendron vialii, 1521 nucleotides. RefSeq names its product arabinogalactan O-methyltransferase 1-like. The record is from RefSeq and is a predicted model, not a curated record. Lineage: Eukaryota; Viridiplantae; Streptophyta; Magnoliopsida; Ericales; Ericaceae. The coding region runs from base 382 to 1236 and encodes 284 amino acids. The transcript has a single exon. Gene Ontology annotation, biological process: xylan biosynthetic process.